Molecule: messenger RNA, 5607 nt
Organism: Mytilus trossulus (common blue mussel)
Lineage: Eukaryota; Metazoa; Mollusca; Bivalvia; Mytilida; Mytilidae
Product: serine/threonine-protein phosphatase 6 regulatory ankyrin repeat subunit B-like
Exons: 4
Coding region: 1-5607 (1868 amino acids)
Biological process (GO): regulation of gene expression
Cellular component (GO): nucleus
Molecular function (GO): protein binding
Source: RefSeq, a predicted model, not a curated record
AUGGCACCUCUUUCGGACGAAGAAGAGAAUUUUAUCAGAUUAGCCUUGUUGUUGAAAGGAGUAACACCAAGAGCAGUCCGUACUUAUUUUGACAAAGAAUUUCCGACUACUUAUCUACCAUCAAAGUUGAAUAAAAACUAUAAUACUCUCAAUGCCUUGUUUAAAAAGAGAAUUUUAAACCAAGCUCAGUGGAACCUUUUAUUUCCAACAAAUGGUGUACCUGUUUCCAAAACUUUUGAUGUAACGUUGAUGAUAUGUUUGAUCAGAAACUUGACAUCUGUCACUCCUCCAAUCAAUGGAUUUGACAAGCUACCACUAUCAGGGGAGACAACUCCAGGGUCUGAUCUUGCCAGGAUUAAAUGGUACAGAAAUAUAUUGGCUCAUCAUGAUAGUAACACCAUGCCAACAGGUGAUUUCAAUACAGCAUGGACAAAUGUAGCAGAUGCUGUAAAUAGAUUGGGUGGUUUGCCAAUGAAUCAGGAGUGCCUAGAUCUAAAGGUAAAAAUCUUAGAUCAGUCAAACCAGGAAAUUAUGCUGGAAAUCAAACAAUCACAGGAAGAAAUGAAGGAAUUGAGACGAACAAUGGAAAUUGAACACUCUACCAUGAGGGAAAAUCUUACAGAUUUGCAAGAUUCUUGCAGUACUUUGCAAACAGAAAACUCAAGCACUAAAAAAAAUCUGAUAGAUCUGAAGAAUUCCCAUAGUGAUUUACAAAUUGAACACUCAAAAGUCACAGAGAUUUUAAAAGACCCAAUACCAUUGAACAUAAGAGGACUAAUUAAUGAGGAAUUAAAAAACUGGAAAGAAGAUGAUAAAACAUUUAUAGAAACAAACGGAGCAAAAUGUGUAUUAAAGUGCAUUAAAGAAAAUGGUUGUGUUGUUGUCACAGCAAGUUCUGGUACAGGGAAAACAUCAUUGGUGCGUCACGUAGCUUUACAGAUGCAAAAGGAAGGCUCUGAGAUUUUGUCAGUAUCAAAUCCAAAGGAAAUCAUCAAGUGGUACGAUCCAAGUAAGAAGACAUUGUUUGUAGUGGAUGAUUUUUGUGGAACAUAUAGUUUAAAUCCAAUGAAGUUUGAAAACUGGAAAAAUGUUAUGGAAAAAAUUAAGACAUUAGUAGAAAAGAAACAAGUGAAGUUAAUAAUGUCUUGUAGACUACAGGUUUAUAGGGAUAGGCAAAUGAAAGCGUUAUCAUUCUUUCAAACUUGUGAAUGCAAUCUUCAGUCUGCCGAUUUGUGUUUAUUGAAAACAGAAAAACAAUCCAUUGCUGAAUUUUACCUGAAAACAAACGCUUCUGAUAUCAGUGAAUUGUUUGACAUGUUUGACUGUUUUCCUCUUUUGUGUAAAUUGUACAGCAAAAACCCAAAACUGAACAUUGUAAAUUUCUUUACGAAUCCAUUUACAGUUUACAAAGAAGAGAUAGAUAAAUUACAGACAGAGGGAGCACAUGUCAAAUACUGUGCACUUGCUCUAUGUGUAAUGUUUAACAAUCAGUUGAAAGAAGAAUGGCUUACUGAACAUGUGGAUGAAAACAUAAAAACAAUUAUAAAAAACACAUAUGAAGCUUGUAAAGUGGUUGAAGGGACGUCACGAUUGGUUUUACGUGAUGAGCUAGAUUCACUUACACGUACAUACAUCAGAAAGGAUGGUGAAGUCUACAGAACAAUUCAUGACAAGCUAUUUGACUUUCUUGCUUUUUACUUUGGCAAUGAAAUUAUUUAUUGUUUAAUUAAUAAUGCUACAAGUCAAUUUAUUAGUGAAAGAUUUUUAUUUGAAAGAAAAAGCAAAAAUGAUGAAUUUACAAUUAUUGUACCAACGAAAUAUCAGCAAAUUUAUCUAAACAGAAUGGUUGAUGACUGGUCAAGAGGAAAGGUAGUGGAUGUUUUCUGUAACAUCAAUAUGGACGAUUGCAUCUUCGAUAAACAAUUUCUACUUCAUAUAAAAAGCUUAUCAAUAUCACAACAAAAACAAUUGGCCAGUUGCUAUGACACAGACAACAGUACUCCAUUAAUACAGUGUUGUUUUAUAGGAAAUAUUGAUUUAGUUAAAUGGUGUCUCCAUCAUUAUACCAAUAAUGUAAACCAUAGUCGUGAUAGUGAUGGAGAAUCACCUCUGUGCAUUGCUUGUCAGGAAGGACAUACUGAAGUAGUUCAGAUGUUAAUAAACAAUGAGGCAGACAUUAAUAAGUAUGAUGAUGACGAAGUAUCACCUCUGUACUUUGCUUGUUGGAACGGACAUACUGAAGUAGUUCAGAUGUUAAUAAACAGUAAGGCUGACAUAAAUAAGUGUGAUGAUACAGAAAUAUCACCUCUGUACAUUGCUUGUCAGGAAGGACACGCUGAAGUAGUUCAGAUGUUAAUAAACAAUCAGGCAGACGUUUAUAAGUGUAAUGAUGAAGAAGUAUCACCUCUGUACAUUGCUUGUCAUGAAGGACAUACUGAAGUAGUUCAGAUGUUAAUAAACAAUAAGGCAAACAUUAAUAAGUGUAGAGAUACUGGAGCAUCGCCUCUGUACAUUACUUGUCAGAAAGGACAUACUGAAGUAGUUCAGAUGUUAAUUAACAAUAAGGCAGAUAUUAAUAAGUGUAGAGAUACUGGAGAAUCGCCUCUGUACAUUGCUGGUUGGAAAGGGCAUACUGAAGUAGUUCAGAUGUUAACAAACAAUAAGGCAGAUAUAAAUAAGUGUAGAGAUACUGGAGAAUCACCUCUGUACAUUGCUUGUUGGAAAGGCCAUACUGAAGUAGUUCAGAUGUUAAUAAACAAUAAGGCAGACAUUAAGAAGUGUAGAGAUACUGGGGAAUCACCUCUGUACAUUGCUUGUUAUAAAGGACAUACUGAAAUAGUUCAGAUGUUGAUAAACAAUAAGGCAGACAUUAAUAAGUGUAGAGAUACUGGAGAAUCGCCUCUGUACAUUGCUUGUUGGAAAGGGCAUACUGAAGUAGUUCAGAUGUUAACAAACAAUCAAGCAGACAUUAAUAAGUGUAGAGAUACUGGAGAAUCACCUCUGUACAUUGCUUGUUGGAAAGGACAUACUGAAGUAGUUCAGAUGUUAAUAAACAAUAAGGCAGACAUAAAUAAGUGUAGAGAUACUGGAGAAUCACCUCUGUACAUUGCUUGUUAUAAAGGACAUACUGAAGUAGUUCAGAUGUUGAUAAACAAUAAGGCUGGCAUAAAUAAGUGUGAUGAUGAAGAAGUAUCAACUCUGUACAUAGCUUGUCAGGAAGGACAUACCGAAGUAGUUCAGAUGUUAAUAAACAAUAAGGCAGACAUUAAUAAGUGUAGAGAUACUGGAGAAUCACCUCUGUACAUUGCUUGUUAUAAAGGACAUACUGAAGUAGUUCAGAUGUUAAUAAACAAUAAGGCUGACAUUAAUAAGUGUAGAGGUAGUGGAUCAUCACCUCUGUACAUUGCUUGUCAGAAAGGACAUACUGAAGUAGUUCAGAUGUUAAUAAACAAUAAAGCAGACAUUAAUAAGUGUAGAGAUACUGGAGAAUCACCUCUGUACAUUGCUUGUCAGAAAAGACAUACCGAAGUAGUUCAGAUGUUAAUAAACAAUAAGGCUGACAUUAAUAAGUAUAGAGAUACUGGAUCAUCACCUCUGUACAUUGCUUGUCAGAAAGGACAUACUGAAGUAGUUCAGAUGUUAAUAAACAAAAAAGCAGACAUUAAUAAGUGUAGAGUUAAUGGAGUAUCACCUCUGUACAUUGCUUGUCAUGGUGGAUAUAAUGAAGUAGUAAAGAUGUUAAUAAACAAUAAGUCAGACAUUAAUAAGUGUAGAAAAAGUGGAUCAUCACCUCUGUACAUUGCUUGUCAGAAAGGACAUACUGAAGUAGUUCAGAUGUUAAUAAAAAUUAAGGCAGACAUUAAUAAGUGUAGAGAUACUGGAGAAUCACCUCUGUAUAUUGCUUGUUAUAAAGGACAUACUGAAGUAGUUCAGAUGUUGAUAAACAAUAAGGCAGAAAUUAAUAAGUGUAGAGAUACUGUAGAAUCGCCUCUGUACAUUGCUUGUUGGAAAGGGCAUACUGCAGUAGUUCAAAUGUUGAUAAACAAUAACGCAGACAUUAAUAAGUGUAGAGAUACUGGAGAAUCACCUCUGUACAUUGCUUGUUGGAAAGGACAUACUGAAGUAAUUCAGAUGUUGAUAAACAAUAAAGCAGACAUUAAUAAGUGUAGAGAUACUGGAGAAUCACCUCUGUACAUUGCUUGUUAUAAAAGACAUACUGAAGUAGUUCAGAUGUUAAUAAACAAUAAGGCUGACAUUAAUAAGUGUGAUGAUGAAGAAGUAUCACCUCUGUACAUUGCUUGUCAGGAAGGACAUACUGAAGUAGUUCAGAUGUUAAUAAACAAUAAGGCAGACAUUAAUAAGUGUAGAGAUACUGGAGAAUCACCUCUGUACAUUGCUUGUUAUAAAGGACAUACUGAAGUAGUUCAGAUGUUAAUAAACAAUAAGGCUGACAUUAAUAAGUGUGAUGAUGAAGAAGUAUUACCUCUGUACAUUGCUUGUCAUGGUGGAUAUACUGAUGUAGUUCAGAUGUUAAUAAAUAAUAAGUCAGACAUUAAUAAGUGUAGAAAAAUUGGAUCAUCACCUCUGUACAUUGCUUGUCAGAAAGGACAUACUGAAGUAGUUCAGAUGUUAAUAAAUAAUAAGGCAGACAUUAAUAAGUGUAGAGAUACUGGAUCAUCACCUCUGUACAUUUCUUGUCAGAAAGGACAUACUGAAGUAGUGCAGAUGUUAAUAAACAAUAAGGCAGACAUUAAUAAGUGUAGAGAUACUGGAGAAUCACCUCUGUACAUUGCUUGUUAUAAAGGACAUACUGAAGUAGUUCAGAUGUUAAUAAACAAUAAGGCUGACAUUAAUAAGUGUGAUGAUGAAGAAGUUUCACCUCUGUACAUUGCUUGUCAUGGUGGAUAUAAUGAAGUAGUUCAGAUGUUAAUAAACAAUAAGUCAGACAUUAAUAAGUGUAGAAAAAGUGGAUCAUCACCUCUGUACAUUGCUUGUCAGAAAGGACAUACUGAAGUAGUUCAGAUGUUAAUAAACAAUAAGGCAGACAUUAAUAAGUGUAGAGAUACUGGAGAAUCACCUCUGUACAUUACUUGUUAUAAAGGACAUACUGAAGUAGUUCAGAUGUUAAUAAAAAAUAAGGUUGACAUUAAUAAGUAUAGAGAUACUGGAUCAUCACCUCUGUACAUUGCUUGUCAGAAAGGACAUACUGAAGUAGUUCAGAUGUUAAUAAACAAUAAGGCAGACAUUAAUAAGUGUAGAGAUACUGGGUCAUCACCUCUGUACAUUGCUUGUCAGAAAGGACAUACUGAAGUAGUUCAGAUGUUAAUAAACAAUAAGGCAGACAUUAAUAAGUAUAGAGAUACUGGAUCAUCACCUCUCUAUAUUGCUUGUCAGAAAGGACAUACUGAAGUAGUUCAGAUGUUAAUAAACAAUAAGGCAGACAUUAAUAAGUGUAGAGAUACUGGAGAAUCACCUCUGUACAUUGCUUGUUAUAAAGGACAUACUGAAGUAGUUCGUAUGUUAAUAAACAAUAAGGCAGACAUUAAUAAAUGUAGAAAAACUGGAUCAUCACCUCUGAUCAUUGCUGGUCAGAAACGGACAUACUGA